AUGGACUCUCGCCAGCAUCCUUGCUCCUACGCGGGCUGCGGAAAGUCCUUCUCGCGCAAAGAACAUUUGUCGCGUCACGAGAAGACCCAUGAUCCGCAAAAUCUAUUGACAUGCCAGGUCUGCGGCCGGGAAUUUAAUCGAAAUGAUUCGCUUCAGAGGCAUCUGGCUCGACAUGGAGACGCUUACAAGCCAACACCUUCUGGCAGAAGCAAGCGAGCUUGCAUACCUUGCCGAGCUGGCAAGAUUAAGUGCGACGGAAACGACAAUUGUGCUACAUGCAUCAAGAGAAGCAUCGAGUGUGUAUACCGACCAGAAGAUCAGGUUGCCGAUGCAGAAAACCAAUCACACGGACGGACGAGUCCUCUAAACUCAGCAGCACUGCCAGGAUGUAUGGAGGUGGAUGAGCAGACGACGACUAGAGCGCUCCUUGGCCAAAUUCCUACUGAGAGAGCCCCUCUAGAGCUGAAGACUACCACAGAAGCACGCAAAGAAUCUGAAGCUUUCAAGUUGACUGGUCCCACUGGCUUGGUCGAUUGGUCGACCAUCCAAAUUCGGCGCGAUACGCCUUCGGACAACAUUGAGAACCCGUCACCAGAUCCAACGUCCGCUCAGUAUCUUGAGGCCUACUUCAACCAUUUUCAUCAUCGUUGGACUCUUGUCCACCGACCUGCGUUCGAGCAGGAGGAAGACACUCUCGUCAUGUCUUCCGCAAAGAUGAUUGGUGCCUGGCUUGUAGGAACCUGCGAGUCGAAAUCAUUUGCAACAACCUGGCACGAUGCUCUGGUUGAGCAGCUACUCCCCCGUCUGUGUACCGUGACUGCCCAAGAUAGACUAUAUCAGUCCUUGUCUCUCGAUUUAUGUCAAUCCGCCCUUCUAAACAUUGUAUUUGCUCUAUAUUUGGGGAACGACAGUGUAGUAUCUAGGGCUGUGAUGUUAAGAUGCAUUCUGGUUUCUGCUCUCCGAGAGGUAGGAUUCUUCAAGUCCGAAACGGCCUGGAUCGAUGAAAAGCCAGGGUAUUUUAUCCCUAUGCGCCUCGUUAGACUAGGUCACAGACAGAGGCUGGCAGUAUAUCUCUUCAAGAUCGAUGCAUACAUGAGCAUACUCCGAGAUCAGCCCGCCAUUGUCGUAUCGGAAGAGCUGCAUUUUCCUCUUCCCUGUGCAUUUGCAUUGUACAAUGCCGAUGGACUUCACAUGUGGGAGCAACGUCAGGCAAAUGAACCAAUUUACCGUAGCCAGAAGUCGAUAUCAGAAAUCAUCUCAGAAAGCGCACUAGCCCCCAUACCAGGAAACGAGACGCCGAUGCUCGUAGAAGAUACACAAACAUGCCUCGCCGCUCUACAAUCCAGCAUUUGGAAGGCAUGCGCGUCUCCUGCUUCUCAAGUUGGACUAGUUCUCCAGAAAGAUUCUCUCAGACGGCAACUAGACAACAUUAAAUCGCGACUGGAUACUAUACUCAACCAAGAUUCUGGGGUUCUUGAAUUUGGGCAAGAGGAACAUCUACCGCUGCGGUACUAUUACGGCUACGAAGACCAUGCCCGACCUGGAUGGCAGAAUGUGGUGGUCGCACGCGUGAAAGGUCUCCUCUUUGACACCAUUAUAUUCUAUCAUCUCCUCAGUCUCCAACUAUUCGCCGAAGUCAGGACACUCACGAAUCUCGCCAAGGACCGACAUCUAGGCACCGUCGAAGAAGCCUCUGCAGUGCAUCGCCAAGCUCGAGAACAGCGCAUAACCUCCAUGAAACAGUGGGGAGCCACACCAACAGCACGGUGGUCUCUAUGCCACGCAGUUGAUAUUCUCGCCGUCCAUCAAAACAUAGCAUAUCACGACGGAGCUGGGAAUGGGGCUUCUGUCCGUAUGCUAGACCCGGUGGCACACAUCGCCGUCAGCGUUGCUGCGCUCGUAAUAUGGGUCUAUUGCACAUUGGACAUCCAGGGGUGUGAGAUCUGCACGCCAGGAAGCGCAACAAUUAUCGAGCUGAUGCGUUGGAGCGUAUCCGGCGCUCAAUACGCAAAGGAGAAGGAUACAUGGAUUGAAGAAGGCAAGGGAUGCCGAGUCCAGCUCCAAGGCAUCCAAUUGUGUAGCUGCAACGUAGACCGGCUGGUGGCGUUAUUUCAGGUAUUUGUACCGGAAUCGUGGACAGCUGCCGAUUCGAUUGCACCUGGGGUUUUCAAGAACCUGUCUUGA
This is a messenger RNA of Drepanopeziza brunnea f. sp. 'multigermtubi' MB_m1, 2184 nucleotides long. RefSeq lists its product as uncharacterized. Gene Ontology annotation, molecular function: zinc ion binding; RNA polymerase II cis-regulatory region sequence-specific DNA binding; DNA-binding transcription factor activity, RNA polymerase II-specific. Gene Ontology annotation, biological process: regulation of transcription by RNA polymerase II; DNA-templated transcription. The record is from RefSeq and is a predicted model, not a curated record. Gene Ontology annotation, cellular component: chromatin. Lineage: Eukaryota; Fungi; Ascomycota; Leotiomycetes; Helotiales; Drepanopezizaceae.